This is a messenger RNA of Homalodisca vitripennis (glassy-winged sharpshooter), 654 nucleotides long. Its product is annotated as zinc finger protein 775-like. The transcript is spliced from 3 exons. Gene Ontology annotation, cellular component: nucleus. Bases 1 to 654 code for a protein of 217 amino acids. Gene Ontology annotation, molecular function: RNA polymerase II transcription regulatory region sequence-specific DNA binding; DNA-binding transcription factor activity, RNA polymerase II-specific. The record is from RefSeq and is a predicted model, not a curated record. Lineage: Eukaryota; Metazoa; Arthropoda; Insecta; Hemiptera; Cicadellidae. Gene Ontology annotation, biological process: regulation of transcription by RNA polymerase II.
AUGGCCCAGUUCAGUCCGUGUGACCAGGCGUCCUCGAGGCGCCAGCGCGCCGGACUGUACAGCUGCCCCAAGUGUUCUCGCACCUACAAGUACUCGGACAGCGUGGCGCGGCACCUCAAGUUCGAGUGCGGGAAGGAAGCCCAGUUCUACUGUGACCGGUGUCCGUUCAAGACCAAGCGGAAGAGCAACCUGAAGGCUCACACGACCAUCAAGCACUUCUUCAAUGACUUAGCGGAUCCUCUCUGCGUCACCACUUCGCACUCGGUCGGUCGCCGGGAGACGAUCUACGGCUGCUGGAUGUUUCCCCUGUCCCGCCUGCGGCAAGGUGUACAAGUACCGAGACAGCCUGACGCGCCACCAACGUCUGGAGUGCGGCAAGUUGCCGCAGUACCCCUGUCCCUACUGUCCCUACAAGGCGAAGCAGAAGAACAACGAGUCUCCUCUGUCCAGGCGGCCCCAACAUUCAGGUGCGACGGGUGCUCCCGGUCCUACAACCAUCGCAAGUCCCUGAGUCGCCACCAGCGACUGGAAUGCGGCAAGGAGGCUCAGUUCUCCUGUCCCUUCUGUCCGUACCGAGCCAAGCAGCCCAACAAUGUUAAACUACACAUGUACAACCAGCAUUCCGACAAAGUGUUGCUGGAUCGUUUGGAUUAA